GAUUUUUAUAACCCAGCCAGACACCUGCAAGCGUUACGCAGACAUGGUCUCCACCGGAACGAGACUGUCGUCUGGCCCUGAGGCGGUAGCUGCCUCUCGAAGUGAGGUUCCCGCUUGGGACUGGGUGCUCUGCAUGGUGCGCUCCGCUUGAUCACGUGAGCCGGUUCCAAGAUGGCGGCUGGGGUGGCUGGGUGGGGGGUUGAGGCAGAGGAGUUCGAGGAUGCACCUGAUGUGGAGCCGCUGGAGCCCACGCUUAGCAACAUCAUCGAGCAGCGCAGCCUUAAGUGGAUAUUCGUCGGGGGCAAGGGUGGCGUUGGCAAGACCACCUGUAGCUGCAGCCUAGCAGUCCAGCUGUCCAAGGGGCGGGAGAGUGUUCUGAUCAUCUCCACCGACCCAGCCCACAACAUCUCCGAUGCAUUUGACCAGAAGUUCUCCAAGGUGCCUACCAAGGUCAAAGGCUAUGACAACCUCUUUGCCAUGGAGAUUGACCCCAGCCUGGGUGUGGCAGAGCUGCCAGACGAGUUCUUUGAGGAGGACAACAUGCUGAGCAUGGGCAAGAAGAUGAUGCAGGAAGCGAUGAGCGCCUUCCCAGGCAUCGACGAGGCCAUGAGCUAUGCAGAGGUCAUGAGGCUGGUGAAGGGCAUGAACUUCUCAGUGGUGGUGUUUGACACUGCGCCCACAGGCCACACGCUAAGGCUGCUCAACUUCCCCACCAUUGUUGAGCGGGGACUCGGCCGCCUCAUGCAGAUCAAGAACCAGAUCAGCCCAUUCAUCUCACAGAUGUGCAACAUGCUGGGCCUGGGAGACAUGAACGCAGACCAGCUGGCCUCCAAGCUGGAGGAGACGCUGCCUGUCAUCCGUUCCGUCAGCGAGCAGUUCAAGGACCCUGAGCAGACAACCUUCAUCUGUGUGUGUAUCGCCGAGUUCCUCUCCCUGUAUGAGACGGAGCGGCUGAUCCAGGAGCUGGCCAAGUGCAAGAUUGACACACACAACAUCAUCGUCAACCAGCUCGUCUUCCCUGAUCCUGAGAAACCCUGCAAGAUGUGUGAGGCUCGCCACAAGAUCCAGGCCAAGUACCUGGACCAGAUGGAGGACCUGUAUGAAGACUUCCACAUUGUGAAGCUGCCAUUGCUGCCCCAUGAGGUUCGGGGGGCAGACAAGGUCAACACCUUCUCUGCUCUCCUCCUGGAGCCCUACAAGCCCCCCAGUGCCCAGUAGCACCAACACCAGCCCCAGCCGCUGCCAAUUCACACCCACCCUUUACCCUCCCGGGGCAGAGUUUGCACAGAGUUCCCCCGUAGUACAGGGGGAGCCACUUGGGGGGUGGGAGGCGGGGAGGGGGUCUUUUCCCCCUGGUGGGGCUGGGGGAGCUCCCCCCCACCUCUCCCCGCCUCUCCCUUCUCAAUAAAAUGAUCUUAAACUAC
Molecule: messenger RNA, 1424 nt
Organism: Camelus dromedarius (Arabian camel)
Lineage: Eukaryota; Metazoa; Chordata; Mammalia; Artiodactyla; Camelidae
Gene: GET3
Product: guided entry of tail-anchored proteins factor 3, ATPase
Exons: 8
Coding region: 172-1218 (348 amino acids)
Biological process (GO): post-translational protein targeting to endoplasmic reticulum membrane
Cellular component (GO): GET complex
Molecular function (GO): ATP hydrolysis activity; ATP binding
Source: RefSeq, a predicted model, not a curated record